Messenger RNA from Trichoderma atroviride IMI 206040, 675 nucleotides. RefSeq lists its product as uncharacterized. Lineage: Eukaryota; Fungi; Ascomycota; Sordariomycetes; Hypocreales; Hypocreaceae. The record is from RefSeq and is a predicted model, not a curated record.
AUGAUUGGCAAACUCACUACCCCCGAUGUUCGGCAACAUUCACAGUCUCUGAAUCCAUCUGGACUUUCGAACAUGGACAAGCGAGCUUCUCUCCCAAGGACGACCCAUCGGAGCAACCCAUCGCUUAUGCCACCAUUCUCUGUCAUCGGCGGCAGAAAUGACCAGGCGUCACCACCAAAUCCAACCCCAGACCUGAAGAUUCGGCUCCCUUUGAAGCAAGCAAUUGCAGACGAUCUUUGCAAUUCGCCGUUCCCUAUGAGCAUUGCGCGAACGAUAUCUGGGGCCUUUCCGACGGCUACGCGAGAUUUGAUCUAUCGACUUAUCCUACAGGUGAAGCAGGGAACUCCAUCUCGAAUCAAACUUGUUAUUCAGAACCAUUCCACGGUCGCACAUGGAGACCAGCAUCACGCAUAUGCAUAUCUCAUCUUGACGGCGAUGGCCAGUCAGCCGGCAUCGCGUUUCAAUCCCGCGUUCAUUCUACGCCACACCAUUUCUCACUCAAAUUACUUGUCCAGGCCGCCCUCUGCCAGUUGCGUUCUUUUGCGGAUCUUCAACUUCUACUGCUUUUACUACCACAUUCAGUCUUUUUACUCCUGGUUCAUCGGCCUUCCGCUUCGCAUCAUCGAUACUGGGGUUCUCUUUCUAUGUUCACGUCGCCGGACAAUUCUUCUAUAG